Molecule: messenger RNA, 801 nt
Organism: Thlaspi arvense
Lineage: Eukaryota; Viridiplantae; Streptophyta; Magnoliopsida; Brassicales; Brassicaceae
Source: the annotation of a GenBank genome assembly
AUGCAUUUGAUAGUGGAUGCUAAAUUAGCUUCUUAUGGCGUUGAGAGUCCUAUCUAUGCUGUUGUGCAGCUGGCUCAGACCACAAUGCGUAGUGAGCUUGGUAAGAUCACGCUUGAUAAGACCUUCGAGGAAAGAGAUACUCUGAACGAGAAGAUAGUGGAAGCCAUCAAUGUUGCUGCAAAGCAUUGGGGUCUUCAGUGUCUUCGUUAUGAGAUAAGGGAUAUCAUGCCCCCGCAUGGUGUGAGGGUUGCUAUGGAGAUGCAAGCUGAAGCUGAGCGUAAAAAGAGAGCCCAGAUUCUUGAGUCUGAAGGAGAAAGGCAAGCCCAUAUCAAUAUUGCUGAUGGUAAGAAAAGCUCUGUAAUCUUGGCAUCGGAAGCAGCAAAGAUGGACCAGGUGAAUCGAGCACAAGGUGAAGCUGAAGCAAUACUAGCUAGAGCACAAGCAACUGCUAGAGGCCUUGUCUUGUUAUCUAAGUCUCUCAAUGAAACUGGGGGAGUAGAGGCUGCAAGUAUGAGAGUUGCAGAGCAAUACAUUCAAGCCUUUGGUAACAUUGCCAAGGAGAGUACGACAAUGUUGCUUCCAAGCACUGCUUCAAAUCCUGCUAGCAUGAUCGCACAAGCUUUAACAAUGUACAAAAGCCUUGUCAACAAGGGUCCAAGCAGCGAGCAACAAGAAACAGCAGCAGUGGAAGGAGACUGGGAAGACACGGAUGAGAAAGAAACAUCAGAAGGCUCUAAAAACCGAUCAGGCGACACAGAGAAACCACUGUUUUCUCUUCAGAGUCACACCAAGGAGCCAUAG